AUGUUGGAUGGAGAUGCUUUGCAGAUGAGAAGCUGGAAAGGAGGAAAAAAAAAGAAAAUCAAAGAGCAGAAGUGUUUUAAGAUGGAUGAAACUUCUAAAUUGAUGGCAAGAACUGAAGAAAAUUCGACGAAUAUCAGUCAAAAUUUGGCUAAUGUCUCUCAAAAGGUAGAAUUAAAGUGGAAGAAUCGAGAAAGAGUUAUGAUUUUUUGUGCCCGUGGAACAACAUUUCGUUCACGACAUUUAAUGAACGAUUUCAAAAGUCUUAUGCCUCAUUCCAAAUCCGAAAAUAAAUUGGAUAAACGUGAAUAUUUGUCAGUGAUUAAUGAAAUCGCUGAAAUGGCAAAUUGUUCGAAAUGUCUUUAUUUUGAAAACAGAAAACAAAAAGAUCUUUAUUUGUGGAUGUCAAAUAUCACCGAUGGCCCUUCGAUGAAAUUUUUAGUGCAUAAUGUUCAUACAAUGGAUGAGCUUCGGAUGUCUGGCAACUGUUUGAAAUCUUCUCGACCAAUUUUAUCUUUUGAUUCGAAAUUUGAUUCCAAACCACAUUUGCUUUUAAUCAAGCAUAUGAUCGCUCAGAUCUUUACAACGCCUUAUCAUCAUCCUCGCAGUCAGCCUUUUAUCGAUCACAUUUUUUCGUUUUCCUUAUUUCAAGAAGAUAAAAUCUGGUUUCGUAAUUUUCAAGUAGUAGACGAUUCGCUUGAGCUGCAGGAAAUUGGUCCACGAAUGGUUCUCGAAAUCAUACGAAUAUUUGAUGGUUCCUUUGAGGGAAAUGUACUAUAUAAUAAUCCGAAUUAUGUUAGUCCAAACACUAUUCGUAGAAAUAUGAAAAAAAUUGGGUCUGACAAAUAUGUGAAAAGGAAAUCAGAUAUUCUGGGACGAGAGGAAAAAAAUAGGAAAUUGGAGACAGUUCAAUUACCAGAUCCAGUUGGCGAAAUAUUUGAUACAAAUAGAAAAAUACGAAACCCUAAGGCGAAAUUCAUUAAACAUACGAUAGAAAAGAAAAAAUCUCGAAAGAGGAAGAAAAAGGCAGUCCCCUCUGGAAAAUUAAUGCAAAUUGAAUAUGCAUUGAAUGCGGUAAAAAAUGGUCAACCAUCUGUUGGAUUGAGAGCAUCGGAUGGUGUAGUGCUGGCAACGGAAAACAAGGCAUCCAUACUUUACGAGGAUCAAGCCAAAAUUGAGAAAAUAAGUCAACAUAUUGGAUGUGUUUAUAGUGGGAUGGGCCCGGAUUACAGAAUAUUAGUCAAAAAAGCAAGGAAAAUAGCUAUGGAAUAUGAAUUAAUGUAUGGCGAGGAAAUACCUACAACUCAACUAGUUAUGCGUCUGGCAGCAGUUAUGCAAGAAUAUACGCAGUCUGGAGGUGUGCGUCCAUUUGGUGUAUCUAUGCUUGUGGCGGGUUGGGACACAGACCCUAGCAGUGGAAGGCCAUUAUUGUUUCAAUGCGAUCCUUCGGGAGCAUAUUUUGCUUGGAAAGCAACAGCCUUAGGCAAGAAUGAUGUGAAUGGGAAAACAUUUCUGGAAAAACGAUUUAGCGAUUCUCUUGAAUUGGAUGAUGGUAUACAUACUGCUUUACUUACGCUUCGUGAAAGUUUCGAUGUAGGAAUGACUGAAGAUAACGUCGAGAUUGCGAUUUGUAAUAAAAACGGCUUUAAUCGAUUAUCGAAACAACAAAUUAAAGAUCAUCUCGGUGCACUUUAA
Dracunculus medinensis (Guinea worm) is the source of this 1692-nucleotide messenger RNA. The record is from the annotation of a GenBank genome assembly. Lineage: Eukaryota; Metazoa; Nematoda; Chromadorea; Rhabditida; Dracunculidae.